Messenger RNA from Micromonas commoda, 4989 nucleotides. Its product is annotated as glycosyltransferase family 24 protein. The transcript is spliced from 2 exons. Gene Ontology annotation, cellular component: endoplasmic reticulum. The coding region runs from base 1 to 4989 and encodes 1662 amino acids. Gene Ontology annotation, molecular function: UDP-glucose:glycoprotein glucosyltransferase activity. The record is from RefSeq and is a predicted model, not a curated record. Lineage: Eukaryota; Viridiplantae; Chlorophyta; Mamiellophyceae; Mamiellales; Mamiellaceae.
AUGUCCUUCAAGAUAUCUCAUGCUGUUGUGCUAUGUAUGCUUUUCCCUGCGAUUUGCGCAGCGAAUUACCAAGACGUUGAAGUCAGCUUCACCCUCACCACCAGGUGGCAGGCAACCUCAUUUCUACUUGAGACGGCCGAGUUUUUCGCGGACUAUGGCCCUGACAGUUACUGGGCCUUUACUGAGUCUUGGCUCGAGCCGGGAGACCAUGACUGUAGGGCGCGGAUUCUUAAUGCUGCACGCGGUGCAUCUGACUCCGAGGAUAUUUUCAAAGCCUUACAGCUCGCACUCAGAGUCCGGCAAUAUUCGCCACGCCUCGAGAUGUUUCGCUCGAUCGCACAGGAAAGCUUCAAAAACAAUUUUAACAGAAACUUUGAAGAAAAGCAAAUGUUGAAGUGUUGCUGGGCCGAACUCGGCACUUCGGGAUUUGUAGCGACCACAGAGGAGGAGCUUCGAAACUUGAUUUUCUCAUCAUCAAAGAUUAACGUCAGUGGGAUACGGCGCUCCUCAGUGUUUGACCACGUGUAUGGUGGACUUGCAGUUUAUAUGAACAUGAGUAAAACUGGCACAGGUCAGCUCGAAUCGCAAAAUAUGACUCCUCUGGGUUCUCCAACAAUCAUUCUUUACGCCGCACUAGGAACGUCGUGUUUUAAUAGCUUCCACAACAUCAUGGCUGCCGCGUCAUUGCGAGGUCAAAUCCAAUAUGUCCACCGACCAAUCUUGCUAGCUGGCUGUGAAGUAUCAGGCUGCGUGGGCCUGGGUGCUACAGAUGACGAGCUUAGACUCGGUGGCUUUGGUGUGGAGAUGGUCAUUAAAAACACAGAGUAUAAUUCUGUAGACAUUACCAGAAUACGCAGCAAAGACGAUGGUGACAUGUCGAAAAUGCGACAUGUUCUUUCCCGCCAUGUGGAAGUUGGUGGAUGUAACUUAACUGCGUUAGUGGUGCGAUUUCCGGGACUGGCUUCCAAGUUGACAACCAUACCUAACCAUCCACAGCACGAAAAUAUACGCGAAAAUCUUGAUAUAUGGCAUUUUAAGAACAUCGGCUUGCAAGCCACUCAUCGAAUUUUAUCCGCGGCCGAUCCAUUUCAGAUGCUAGAAGACAUCUCACAAAAUUUUCCAUCGCUUGCUGCGUCUCUUUCUCGCGUUGAACCAGGUAAUAUUCUCAUGACUGAAAUUAUUGAAAACCAGAAAGUUAUUCGUCCCGGCGCGCAUGUCAUGCAUAUGAAUCGUCGCCCUCUAAACCUUGACACGAUCGACUUAUUUUCAUUGGUGGAGCACAUAUGGACCGAUAUACGAGAGGGGCACAGCCUGAAAGACUUUGGCCUUGACAGUGAGCAAAUUCGCGCACUUCUCCAGCCCCAGCUACCAAUGCAGAUAGCUUUUGGUGAAGGGCAACCCCGUAUUAACCUUGAAGAUUCAGAUAGAUUGGUCAGCUGGACGAAUAACAUCGAGCUUGAUAAGAACUUUGAGGACUGGAGUCGCAGUAUUGAGCUCUUAAUUAGUGCCCAACAGGAUGGUUCAAUCCCACGCUUGCGUCGCAAUAUAUUCAAUAUAGUUGCAGUCAUUGACCUCAGCCAAAGAGAGGGACUCAAUCUUGUGAGCACAGUCCAACGGUAUAUCAACAAAUUUGACGUUCCUCUGCGGCUUGGGCUUGUCUUUGUUGACAGAGAGGCAGAAUCUGAAUCUGAAUGGAAAAGGGAUGCAAACGAUAAUGGCGUGUUUCAGAACAAAAAACAAAACGGGGAUUUCGAAUUACCCUUCGGCAUUUCUAUUGGGACGGCACUCGCACGAGCUGGGACUUUGCUCUCUCGUCGGUAUGGGGGAAAGUAUGCAGGUGAAUUCGCACGUGGGAUCGGCGAGACUCAUAAACUUAUAUCACGAGUGAAUGUUUUAAAUGAUCCGUUCUACAACAACGCCACUUGGGCAGCUGCAAAGGAAAUAUUUAAUCAGAUCUUCAAACGUGCUUUCGUUGCCAGAGAAUAUUCUACCAAAGGAGUCCGGCCUGAUGAAGAUACGAUUGACAUGCAAUUGCAGUUUGCCCUUGCUGACAUUCUUUCUUUCGAUCUUGACGAGCGUGACGAUUUGACACCAAGCUCUGCACUCUACGUCAGUCAGGCAAAGGAUCUGAUUGCGGCUAAGGGCAUUACUGUUCCGUCGGUCCUUGUAAAUGGUCUGUAUUGUUCCCUUGCCAAUGCACGAAAACUUGAAAGUGAACUUGAGCAAGUGGCAAUGCAUUUGGUUCAACUGGAAAUCCAAACAUUUGCAACAGCAAUAUCUGAAGGAAAUUUGACAGACAAAAUCUUAGACACAUAUCCUGGCGGGGCCUACGGUUGGGUUCUUCGUGACGCGACACCCAGAUACGUCCCAUUCAUUCAAGAUGCAGUGAUAUUUCCAUCGACAUAUCUUGUGAUGCGUCCCCCGUCUAAUAGAGUGGAGAGCCACACCUACCCCAUUGAAAACUUUGUCAACUACAUUUGUAAAGAUAGCCUGAAAGUAAAGGACACCACCGUAUGGUUUGUUUCUGAUGCGAGCCGUCCUGCAGCAAAAGCAGUCAUCGAUGCCGCUAUUGAUUUCAACAAACGUACCUGGAAAGGGGCGCACUGUCAAGCUAACGUCCGUUUUGCUGUACUCCACCCGCCAGGUGUGGCACCGUCACAGGAGGCGAGAGAAGCUGCACAGAAAUUUCGAUCUCAUCAUCUCGGCGAUUAUGAUCUUGACUCUCUUCUAGUGCAACAGGGCAAUUUUGUAGCUCGACUUCUCGGCCAAGAACACAUGGCGACUUUUCGCCCUCCUGAGGUUGGUUUGCUAAUUGUAAACGGACGGAUCCUUGAUAUUCCAAGGGAUUAUCAAAUGGAUGCAGAAGAUUUCUGUUUACUCCUGUCUCAAGAACAUAGAGCCCACAUUGAUCUCGUUCGCCAGAUAGUGGGCCGUUCCGUUCCUCGUAGCCUGACAGCCACGGAUACCACGCGGAUUUCUGAUAUGUAUAUGCUCAGCACCUCUCUUCUUGCAUGGCGGCGCUCAGAAUAUGGUGUGAGGCGUGAAGAGGCCGAAAUCUUGAAGGUCCUUGAAUUCACAAAAAGUGCAGUCAGUAUAUCAGGUCACGGCACAGUGGCUUUCGAGGCAGUAUUGGACCCACUCAGCAAGGAUGCACAGCGGGUCAUAUCUCUCAUCAAUGUUAUUAAAGAAACUCUCACCUCCAGCGUGACUGUCCGCAUUGUGUUAAAUCCAAUUAAUACUCUGCAUUACUUGCCCCUAAGUUCAUAUUACAGGUAUGCAGUCCCACUUGCACCUAUUAGUAUUCACCCGAGGGCGUACUUCACCGGGCUUCCCCUGAAAGAAAAAUAUACGGCACAUCUUGACAUUCCUGAAGCAUGGCUCGUUACAACGACCGCUACACAAUAUGAUCUUGAUCAUCUCAGUCUCGAAGAGUUACCGGAUGGAUUUAAUUUGGUUGAAGCUGAAUUUCAAGUUGAAGCUCUCUUAGUCACUGGGCAUUGCGUGGACAUCAACAGCAAUGAACAUCCGCGGGGCUUGCAGCUGACGCUCAAGAAUCCAUCGGAACGCGCAGGGACCAUAGUGAUGUCGACCCUCGGCUAUUUUCAGCUUCCCGCUGCACCAGGAGUAUGGUCCCUUGAACUACGCCCCGAUCAAUCUGCAAGCAACUAUUACAUGGUGCCAAAUGAUGAGUUCGGCAAGUAUGCCCAAAAGUACGUGUAUCAACAGCCAACCCAAGACCGCGGCGUCGAGUUUAUGUCGAAUCACGCUGAGCUAUAUGUUGCAAGCUGGAAAGGCAUUUCCCUAAAUCUCUAUGUUAAGCGACGACCGGAAAUGGAAUCUCAGGAUGUUCUGAGUGGUAUUGACCAUCCUGCAUCAUUGGAAACCGAGAGGAAAUCUAGAAUAACGAAUGUCCAACUCUAUGUGCCGAGUGUUAAACUCAACGGUCGUUUCAGCUUCAGCUCGAUACUGGCGAGCUUCUUGGGGAGAUGGAAGCUUCAUACAUUUGCCGACACUGGACCUUCGGACUCGCUCAAAAAGCUUACAAAUUCAGACAUGCCCAGGAGCAGGAUUGCCGAAAAUGCUUCGAGAGAUUUGACACUAGCUGAGGCUUGUCACGGUGAAAAAAUUCACAUCUUUUCGGUUGCUUCCGGCUAUCUUUAUGAGCGCCUCAUCAAGGUUAUGAUGCUCUCCGUGCGCCGCAACACCAAGAAUCCCAUAAAGUUCUGGUUUGUGAAAAACUGGCUUUCCCCUCGCUUUAAGCAAUACUUGCCUCAUUUCGCCUCCAGGUAUCGUUUUGAGUACGAAUUAGUAACGUAUAAGUGGCCAACGUGGCUGCAAAAGCAGACAGACAAACAGCGGAUCAUAUGGGCGUACAAACUAUUAUUUUUGGAUGUCAUUUUCCCUCUGUCGCUUGAAAAGAUUAUUUUUGUGGACGCAGAUCAAGUUGUACGAGCUGACAUUAAAGAACUUUGGGAAGUAGAUCUGCACGGAGCACCGUAUGCGUACACUCCGUUCUGUGACGACAAUAAAGUUAUGGAUGGAUUUCGGUUUUGGAAGCAAGGGUUUUGGGAAAGGCAUCUUGAUGGGAAGCCGUAUCACAUCAGUGCACUUUACGUGGUGGACUUGAAACGUUUUCGGCAGCUCGCAGCAGGGGACACACUACGAGUCAUUUAUGAAAACCUCUCAAAAGAUCCUAACUCAUUAGCCAAUCUUGAUCAGGACCUCCCCAAUUAUGCCCAACAUCAAGUGCCUAUCUUUUCUCUUCCACAGCAGUGGCUUUGGUGCGAAUCAUGGUGCGGCAACCAAACCAAAUUGUCUGCGAAAACAAUUGAUCUAUGUAAUAAUCCGAUGACGAAGGAACCAAAAUUGAAAGGCGCCGUGAGGAUAAUUGCGGAGUGGAGUUCUCUCGACAACGAGUUGCAGCAGCACACUUUGGAAGUUGAACAACUGAUGUCUAAUAUUUCUGGAUCGAAGAGCAAUUGGGUCUAA